Herpailurus yagouaroundi (jaguarundi) is the source of this 4940-nucleotide messenger RNA. RefSeq names its product family with sequence similarity 169 member A (gene FAM169A). NCBI's taxonomy places the organism in Eukaryota, Metazoa, Chordata, Mammalia, Carnivora, Felidae. The transcript is spliced from 13 exons. The record is from RefSeq and is a predicted model, not a curated record. The coding region runs from base 1797 to 3809 and encodes 670 amino acids.
AGAUGCACCCAAGAGAGAUUACAUUUUCAUGUUUAAAUGAUUUCUUAGAUCUAGGACAGUCUUCCUAGAUAUGAAGAGAGAACUAAUUCUUAGAAAGAAAACUAGUAAUAUUUCUCCUGAUAUAUGCAAUCAAUCUUUAACUACAAUAGGACUCCUAAAAGGCUCUACUUUUAGACACAGCGUUGUGAUAAAAAGAACAGGCCUCAGAGCUAGACUGCCUGGAUUAAAAUACUAGUUCUGCCACUUAACUAGGGUGUGCCCUUGAACAGGCUACUCAGCUUAGUUUCCUCAUCUGGCAAGUGAAGGUGAUUAAAUUCCUCACUUCAUCGGUUUGUGAUAACUAUUUCUGGGAAUACAUGGGAAGUGUUUUGAAUAGAAUAGGCACACAGUCCGUUGUUGGCUCAGUGACGAUUAUUUCAGAAGAUGAUUUUGCUUCCUACUUAAAAUAAAAACAAGCAACAGGUAUGAAUGCUUUUUAACUUUGUGCCCCAUUAACCAUAAACUUGCGGACAGUCCUCACCUAUAGGUAAUCAAAUCUUUUUCCUUUCUCAGAGGACAGAAAUGGAUUUGUGCACAGUGUUGAGGCUAUCUGAGAUUUGAUAGCUGGAGCACUUUGCUCACUGGUUUCAUUUUUGUCAUGUUCAGAACCUUAGCUCUAACACUGGAGAAGGAUUAAUGUAGGAUUUAGAGCCUUGUGUAGGGCAGGAUGGAGAGAAGAAUAAAAAGAGAUUGUUGAGCUAAUGUACAGCGGCUAGGUGAGUUAGGGAAGAAAAGGAUGUUAGAAAAAAGGGAAGAAUCAAGAGAAGAAUCAUAAUAAGGCUCAGGAACAGGCUUUUUGUGUAAAACGUUGAGAGCAUUACAGAUUAUGUUGCUUGGAUACCUAACCUAUUUUCAAUGUUGGGGAAACAGGAUCAUGACUUGGAUUGGUUGCGAUAAUUAUUUUUUUUUCUAAGAACUCUUUCACCUGUAAAAUGUCCAUAUUUUUUUUAUAUUCCUUUCGCCCUAAAGCCCCCAAGUAAAAAUAAUUAUAAGAAUUUUGAAGGAAUUUAGGAACUGAAUUUAGAAAAUACAUUCCCCCUUUUAAAGUGUAUAUUUGACAUCUGGUGAUUAACCUUAAAUAGGGAAAACCAUCACAAUUGUAGCAAUUUGUUUUUUCUUUUUCAUAUUUUCUUCCUUAGAACAUUCAUUCUUUUAAAUAGUUAUGUAAUAAUUUAGGGAAAAGGGGUAGAAUUAUUAAAAGAUGGAUGUGAAGUAGCUGAUGGGCAUCUUAGAAUUCUUACGUAAGAGGUAUUUGUAUUGUGUUUUUAUACAAGUUAGCCAGGAUUAAUGAGCAUAACAUUUGCUUAAUUUAUAAAUUAAUUUGGACACUUUUUACACUUCAUUAUCCAUUCUGCGUAAAUUUUUUGAUGAGUUAGUUUGCUUAAGGCAACACUAAGCUUUCUCAUUCAUGUAGAACCUAUUUAGCCCUUUUGGUUUAUCUCAUGGGCAGAGCAUAAAGUGCUUGACAAAAUUUGAUCUGACAGCUUUACAGUUAUGUAACAUAGAACAGAAGCUUAACAACAAAAAAGAGGGAGAAGUGAGUGAUUUAUCAUAGCAACCUAUAUCUCUGUCUAGAGCUUUACCACUUUUCUCUUGCCUCUAAACUGUAGCAGAACCGCCAUACGGCUAGUAAUUUAAAGUCUUAACCAGUAUUUUUUCUAAAUAAUUACAAACAUUUAGAGGUGAAAAGGUCCUUAGGAUUAUCCUGUCCAGUUGCAUCACAUUACUAAUGAGAAUACAGAAGCCUGAAGAGGAGGAUGGCAUUCCCUGUGGAUAUGCUGGAUAAUUGCAGUCAUGAAGAAUUGGAAAAUUCUGCUGAAGAUUACAUGUCAGAUCUAAGGUGUGGCGACCCUGAAAACCCUGAACGUUUUUCUCUUCUCAAUAUCACGAUUCCUAUUAGCCUGUCCAAUGUAGGCUUUGUACCUCUUUAUGGUGGAGAUCAGACUGAGAAAAUUCUUGCUCUCUUCGCACCUGAGGACUCACUCACAGCUGUGGCACUUUACCUUGCUGAUCAGUGGUGGGCUAUUGAUGAUAUUGUGAAAACAUCUGUCCCUUCUAGAGAAGGGCUUAAGCAGGUGAGAACUCUUGGGGAGAGAGUGGUACUGUAUGUUCUGAAUCGAAUUAUUUAUAGAAAACAGGAAAUGGAGAGAAAUGAGAUACCAUUCCUGUGCCAUAGCAGUACUGAUUACGCUAAGAUUCUGUGGAAGAAAGGAGAGGCCAUUGGGUUUUAUUCAGUUAAGCCUACAGGAAGUGUAUGUGCCUCAUUUCUUACCCAAAGCUACCAACUGCCAGUCCUUGAUACAAUGUUUGUAAGAAAGAAGUAUCGAGGCAAAGAUUUUGGGCUUCAAAUGCUGGAGGACUUUGUUGAUUCCUUUACAGAAGAUGCACUUGGCUUGCGGUAUCCACUCUCCUCUCUAAUGUACACAGCUUGCAAGCAGUACUUUGAAAAGUAUCCAGGAGAUCAUGAACUCCUCUGGGAAGUUGAAGGUGUUGGACACUGGUACCAGCGAAUACCAGUCACCAGAGCAUUACAGAGAGAAACGCUUAAAAUUACUGCAGUUUCUCAAAAUGAAGCCAAAAGACCCAUGUCUGGAGAAUAUGGUCUUGCAUCUGUUCCAGAAUAUGAAGCAGAAACUGAAGACAAUCAGUCUAGUGAGAUGCAGCUAACUAUUGACUCUCUAAAAGAUGCCUUUGCAAGUACUUCUGAAGGUCAUGAUAAAACACCGGUUUCCACUCGUACUCGAAGUAGUCAUCUAAAGCGGCCAAAGAUUGGAAAACGAUUUCAGGAUUCUGAAUUUAGUAGUUCGCAAGGGGAAGAUGAAAAGACUCCCCAGACUUCACCUACAGCUUCAAUAAACAAAUUGGAGUCUACUGUACGUACAUCAGAGAGCUCAGAAGAAUUCCUGGAAGAAGAACCCGAACAAAGUGUGAUUGAAUUUGAGGACGAAAGUAGUGAUAAGGAUGCUCGGCCUGCACCAGAAACCCAGGCACGUCUGGAAAAGCAAGAUGGUGAAAAGGAAUCUGAAUUAGAGCCUCUGAAUGGUGAGAUAAUGGAUGAUACUCUGAAGGCCUCACUUACAACUGAAGAGGAGGACUCCGCUAGUGAAGUUUUAGAUGAAGAAACAAAAUUGCAGUCUUUUAAUUCCAGUGAAGACUCGGCAACUCUUGUUCCAGUGGUGGCAGAAUCUUCAAAACCUCCUGAGACUGUUGCACAGGAUAAGACCUCACAUAUAACUGACUCAGAAAUGUUGCUAGACGAAGGCCCAUCUGAUGAAAAAGGGCACACUGAAGAGAAACUACCACUAGUUUCCAGAAAGAAAGCCCAUUUUGGGAGUUCAGACAAUGUUGGUACUGUCCCAAAUGAAGAACGAUCUGACAGUGGUUUUCCAAACUCUGUGAUAGCUGAAUUUUCUGAGGAGUCCAUCUCUGAAAAUUUAUCGCCCAAUACUACUUCUUCAUUGGAAGACCAAGGUGAGGAGGGGGUACCUGAGCCCCAAGAAACAUCUACAGCUCUUCCCCAGAGUUCUUUGAUAGAGGUUGAACUUGAAGAUGUGCCAUUUGCACAGAACGCGGGACAGAAGAACCAGUCAGAGGAACAGUCUGAAGCAUCUUCGGAGCAACUGGAUCAGUUUACACAGUCAGCAGAGAAAACUGUGGAUAGCAGCUCAGAGGAGAUAGAAGUGGAGGUGCCUGUGGUCGACAGGCGGAAUUUAAGAAGGAAGGCCAAAGGGCAUAAAGGACCUGCUAAGAAGAAAGCGAAGCUGACAUGAGUCAAGAAGAAAUGCAGAUGCUAGAACCCUCUUCUUUGUAACAUAAUUGUUGUUUUUAAAAUAUGGUAAUAAAUGGCAUGGGGCACAGGGCAAAAAUUCUAAAAUUUUACUUUGAACUUAUUUAUGAUGCCAGUUUUCCCUCCCCGUUAGGACCUAGGAUUCACCAUUCUUUUUAAUUUUUCAGGCUGUUUGGUGUAAGUACAAUUUUUUAUUUUUAUUAACCAUGUUUCGAUUUGGGGAAACCAGAUCAUACUAUAUUUUCUUUAACAAUUGGGACACCUGACCGUUAGUAUUUCAGAAAAUAUAAAUUAAACUGAAAGUAGUAGGCUUUCCGUUACUUGUAAGGAUCACAGAAAUCUUUUAUACUAUGGAUUUUAAUAGUAAACUUGGUGAAGGUUCCAGAAGUUUUAUCUUAAAAAAUCAAAACUAAUCAUUUUUUAAAAUGUAGGCAUGUCAAAACAAAAAUGUCAGUAUGUGAAAAUAUACUUCAACUAAAUGACAGCACAAAUACAGAAGUUUACGGUGAAGGGUUUAUGAAGGUGGUAUUUUGGCCUCCUGAUUCGUAGCUGUGUUUCCUCCUUUGACUUGUGUCUGAGGAAAGGUACAAAAUCUGUUUCCAGUUCCAUCUUUACAACAUCUUACACUAACAAUACUGCUAGGGACUUAACUUCGGCAUGUCGGCACUCAUGAUUAUAUACGUUUCAUUUGAAGCUGGGGACUAUACUUUUGUCCUCAUCCAAUUAACAUGUAUACUUCAGAAGUGUGAGAACCCUUCCUAAGGCUUCUCCUUGAUUCUGCCACUGCCUUUACUCUAGAGUUGUAUAUUCUCCCCAGCUUUUGUCCACUUCCGUAACUCAAGAGAGUGAUUCCUACCAAAAGGUCUGCCUGCCUGUCUGCCAGCUUAUAUCCUUGGCAUCCACACCUGGGUAGAUUUGGACCAUGCCCCCACCACCUUCGAUCCAGAUGACAAGAAUAAAUCUGCCUAGGGAGCUACAGUUAAGAGCUUAUAUCAAAUCGGAGGCUUUGGGUGUUGCUCUGGUCUUGCUCACUCUUACUUUGUUCUUGACAGGUUACAAGCUAGUCUGUAUAUAUACAUUGUUACUGUAGCAAAGGCUUUUGCCUAGGAAAAUU